AUGGUAGAAGCCAAUUUUGUAUCUGCCGCGGAAUUAGAAGUCGAAUUAGAGUGGAAAGUUAUAGAUUUAAUGCGGCUUGAGCACAAAAAUGCGGAGUUUAUUAAGGUUAUUAUCAUAAUUUUCUCGUUUUAUUUCAAAUCGAAAUCAAUGUUUUCCCAUAUGAUAAAACAUCAGGUUAAUCCUCAGCACACCAUUCCAUUACUGAUUUUUAAUGAUGUUGUAAUUGCUGACAGUCAUUCAAUUUGCACUUACUUAAGUGAAAAGUUUGGAGAAACCGACAGAUUGUAUCCGAAAGACUUGGUAAAACGCUCUUUAGUUGACAGUCGUCUACAUUUUGACUCUGGACAUUUGUUUGCCAGAAUGAGAUUUUUAUAUGAACCCAUAUUAUACAACAAAUCCAGUGAAAUGCCAGAAGAUCGUAUUCAAUACAUCCAAACUGCAUGGGAUAUUAUGGAACGAUUUUUGGAAAAUUCUUUAUACGUUUGCGGUGACAAAAUGACAAUUGUCGAUUUAUGUCUCUCCGCAACUGAAUCAUUGACAGAAAUUUGCUCAAUGGAUCAAAUUGCCCAUCGAAAUGUGAUCAUGUGGUUACAGCGCAUGUCACAAUUACCGUACUACGAAGAAUUAAACAGAGAUCCUUCAAAAAAACUUCAAACUUGUGUCAUUGAGUUACAGAAAAAGAAUGCGGGAGAGUUUUAAAGGAGAGGCAUUUUUCAGAUAGUACUAGUUAAAAAAUAUAUAAAUUAUCGUUCACCC
This is a messenger RNA of Contarinia nasturtii (swede midge), 756 nucleotides long. RefSeq names its product glutathione S-transferase 1-like. The coding region runs from base 1 to 699 and encodes 232 amino acids. Gene Ontology annotation, biological process: glutathione metabolic process. NCBI's taxonomy places the organism in Eukaryota, Metazoa, Arthropoda, Insecta, Diptera, Cecidomyiidae. The record is from RefSeq and is a predicted model, not a curated record. The transcript is spliced from 2 exons. Gene Ontology annotation, molecular function: glutathione transferase activity.